Molecule: messenger RNA, 688 nt
Organism: Salvia miltiorrhiza (redroot sage)
Lineage: Eukaryota; Viridiplantae; Streptophyta; Magnoliopsida; Lamiales; Lamiaceae
Exons: 2
Coding region: 48-491 (147 amino acids)
Source: RefSeq, a predicted model, not a curated record
UACUCCAAACUAAUUGCACGUGGCAGUCUCUCCAAACUAUAUAAACGAUGAUUCGGCCCUCCUCAACAAGAUUCAAUACUCCCUUACAAUCUCAGAUUCAGAGUGAGAAGAUGGAGAAAGGCAUGACAGAAAUCACAGACUUAGUUUUCUCCCAACAAAAUAAGGAGAGAGAAGAAAAGGAAGAAAAGAGCGUUGAUGCUAAAGAAAGUGCAGAAGAAGAGAAUCAUUCUGGUGACGAUUCUACUUCACCAGAAGCUAAAAAUGGAGGGGUCUUCGGUAAUUUCAUUUCUGGUAUUUUGCAUCCGAGUGGCGGUGGGGAUGAGAGAGAAGGAAGCGCCGCCGUGGAUGAGAGAGAAGGAAGCGCCGCCAGCGAUGGAGGCGGUGGUUUGAUAGAUAAUAUCGCCUCUCACUUGCCUGCUCCUCUUUCUGAUGAUGCAGCUCCUGCUACGGAAGAGGCAUCUAUUUUGAUUCAUUCCAUUAUUCACGAUUAGUGGUUUUUUUUAAAUCGUUAUUCUUGUACUCCGUAUUUAUUUCUAUUUCUAUUUCUAUUUCAAUUAGACUCAUUUCCACAGCAAACUCUGCCUUAUUUUUUGGUACCAGAGUUUGGGGAUGUAAUAUGUGCUUUGUAAUUCAUUUUAAUAAUGGAAUUGUAUACAAAUUCUUCACUUAAUUGGAUGGUUACUGCAAA